AUGUCAAGAGAAGAGGAAUUGAAGAAGGAAGUUACGGUACAGCCGAACUCGCUAGUAAUUGAGCGUCCCAAAAACGGGGAGGAGAAAACGGACUCUUUUUCUUGUUCAUAUCGGUUAAUUGAGCCAUUUUCAUAUUUAUCGCACGAUGGUAAUCAGAAUAGAGCCCUCUUAAUUUUAAAUCAAGAAAUUGAUCUUGAUUUGAUACCUUUAUGGGAACUAUCCAGUAUUGUUGUUUGUGCAGACGGUGCUGCGAAUCGGCUUUAUGAAUACUUUGCAAACAAACCCAACUUGACCAAGGAUACAUGCGCUCAAUUGCAAAGCAAAUAUAUACCAAACUACAUUGUAGGGGACUUUGAUUCGAUCGAUAAGGAAAUAGCCCAAUUUUACAAAUCUCAGGGAGCUCAUUUAAUCGAGCAAAGCAGCGAGUAUAUUAAUGAUUUUUCCAAAGCAAUACUUUGUAUUCAAUUGCAUUUUCAAUUUCUUGCCAAUGGCGAGGCAUGGCCUGAUAAUAUUGAAGUUGAAAAUGGAUUAUCACAAAUUUGGGAAACGAAAUUUUCCAAUUUGAGUAGUAUUCCCAUAAAGGUCAAUACACUUUCAGCUAUAGGAGGAAGAUUUGACCAAACAAUACAAUCCAUUAAUCAACUAUACAUUUUACAUCAAACAGCAAAGAAUUUAGAAAUUUUCUUUCAUACACAUAACGAUAUUAUAUUCUUACUAUACAAGGGGGUCAAUUACGUGGCAUACCCAUCAAAGACCACAUUUAGUCGAAUGGGGGACAAAAUCCCACCAACGUGUGGAUUAUUACCAUUAAGUAAUAAACCAAUUAUUCUUUCUAGUCAUGGUUUGAAAUAUGAUGUGAAACAUUGGAAAACGCAAAUGAUGGGAUAUGUAAGUUCGUCAAACCGGAUCGUUGGAGAAACAGGAUUCAUCGUUGAAUGUUCCGAUGACAUUGUAAUGAAUAUAGAAGUAGACUUUUAG
Messenger RNA from Lodderomyces oxycetoniae, 978 nucleotides. RefSeq names its product thiamine diphosphokinase. The transcript has a single exon. The record is from RefSeq and is a predicted model, not a curated record. Gene Ontology annotation, molecular function: ATP binding; thiamine binding; thiamine diphosphokinase activity. Lineage: Eukaryota; Fungi; Ascomycota; Pichiomycetes; Serinales; Debaryomycetaceae. Gene Ontology annotation, biological process: thiamine diphosphate biosynthetic process; thiamine metabolic process. The coding region runs from base 1 to 978 and encodes 325 amino acids.